Alternaria atra is the source of this 2772-nucleotide messenger RNA. RefSeq lists its product as uncharacterized. Gene Ontology annotation, cellular component: equatorial microtubule organizing center; centrosome; gamma-tubulin complex. Gene Ontology annotation, biological process: mitotic cell cycle; spindle assembly; cytoplasmic microtubule organization. Bases 1 to 2772 code for a protein of 923 amino acids. The transcript is spliced from 2 exons. The record is from RefSeq and is a predicted model, not a curated record. Gene Ontology annotation, molecular function: gamma-tubulin binding; microtubule minus-end binding. NCBI's taxonomy places the organism in Eukaryota, Fungi, Ascomycota, Dothideomycetes, Pleosporales, Pleosporaceae.
AUGGAUGCGCGUGAUUCGAUUCACGACGUCUUCAGCACCGACCGCUUGUGGCAGGAGCCUUCUUUCUUUGAUCAUGCCGAUUCGCAAGAGUCGUCGCUCUUCGCUCCCUUGGAGCUAGACAUCUCCUCGAUCAGAUUCGACCAUCCAUACGCUCCCAAACAUGACCUCGAACGUGAACUACGACUGCCCGAUCUGGACACGUUCGAAUUUGGACCUUUGCCAGACCUCGAUAGCUUUGACGACUCCAGCAUCCCCAUCGAAACACCGCCGUUAGAGCCCGAAGAAGACGUCUGGCAGAUCGCGCUUGACCUCGGACCUGCGAACAAACAUGUCUUGUUCUAUACGUGGGAGUCUUUUGAGAAGGAAAAGCAUGUCCAAAGCCGAACACCCUAUAUAAGCGAGCAGGGGCCUGAGGCCUUCGAUGCUACGUUGAUAUGCGAUGAGGGCAAGACUAGCUCUGGUCGGGUGCUCAAGGGAGACGUACUCUUGCAGUCACUCUGGAAUCUCGGUCUAGGCCGGUCAUCUAUACUCUUCCACUUUAACCCGAAGCUGAAGACGUUCGAGCCCGCCAUACUGCAUGGACGAGCUUCGGGCCUGAGUCUACAAGCAGCUCAGAGUUUGAUCACGCACUUUACGCACAUUGGCAACACAUUCCUCUAUCUACGAUCUUUUGCAGAGCGCACCUUUGCUUCAGCCACGUCUAUUCCUGCAAAGGUUGCCCUUGCCACUUCAGUGUCACGCAUCCUUUCAAGCUUGGAAGACACCCUGGGAAAGCAAUCUGCCAAGAUCCGCUCACUCAUUCAGCUUCAGCACCAAUUCGCUAAACCUCGCAAUAUCCUCAUCCACGUUGCUCGCAUGGUAGAUGCUGUCAAACACGCCAAGACUAAUGAGCAACUGUCUUCCAUAUUACACCACCGUCUACUCGAGUUGGAGGAAGGAGACGAACAACUUCGUCAGCUAUCGUGUCAGGUACUCAGCCAGGUAGCUAGGCCGAGUCUGGAACUUCUCAGCGAAUGGAUGGGUAUAAGGAAAGAGCAAGCGUCUGCACCUAUUUGGCAACGCGGCAGCUUUGUGACGGUCGAUGACCCCUCUGUCGAUACUCUCACACUCGACUACACCUAUCGGUCUGAAAUGAUGCCAAGGUUCAUUUCUCCAGAAGAUGGCAACACGAUAUUCGAAACAGGUCAUAGUCUUCGCUUCUUGAAGUCGCAACAUCCGGAUCAUCCACUGGCUCGACUAGAUGGGCUGGCGGUCCAGCCUCCGGACAUGGAGUGGGGCUUUCAGUGGCAGGACAUUGAGAUACUGGCAUCCAAAGCAAAAGCAUACGAAGAUAGGCUCAGGCAAGCAUUGCUUGCUUUCAGCACAGGCUCGACUGAUGUGGAACCUCCUCUCUCUACACCAUCUGCACCAGAAUCUGCGACAGAAAUUCUAAGCGAUUCCCAACACCUCGAUCGAUACUUUGAGGAAUCCAUCCGACGCAUGGAUGAAGCCCCAAGGAGGUCCUCUCAAGCGUUACCAGACGAACUACAGCUUCUCAUGGAGAGGACACUUGAGAACACAAGCGAAGCUGGCAACGCUAUCUCCAACACCUUCUCACCGCCCAUGUCUCUGGCAUCUACUCUGUCGUUUCGCCCGCUUAUCACAGCCCAAGCAAAGCUGGUCAAUGCAGCCACUAUCCGGUUGUUCUUUCGUUCACAUCAGCUGCGGCUUCACCUGUCUCUGCAACGGCAGUAUCACCUCCUUGGUGACGGCGUCUUCUCGUCUCUGCUAGCAACUGCCCUGUUCGACCCUGACCGCGAGAGUGCCGAACGCCACAAAGGCAAGAUGCGUAGCGGGGUACACAUGGGAUUGCAACUAGGCUCCCGAACGUCGUGGCCACCAGCGAGUUCAGAGCUCCGACUAGCAUUGCGAGGCGUCCUCAGCGAGAGCUACUAUUCCUCUACGCUUUAUCAGUCAACGCUAGGCACCCAAGUGAUUGUCGCACCUACAACACUUCUCAAUAACAGGGAUAACGAUGAGCUUCCUGGGCAGCUCAACUUUGCCAUCCGCAACCUCACCGAAGCCGAACAGGAGAAGGUCAUGGAUCCCGACGCAUUGCAUGCGCUUGACUUCCUGCGACUGCAAUACGUAGCACCAGCUCCUCUAAACCUGGUAAUCACAAGUACCUCUCUGGAAAAGUACGAUUACAUCUUCAAAUUCUUAUUGCGGCUUUUGCGCAUGCUCUUCGUCGUCUCGCACUUACCACGCAGGUAUGCAGAUAGCAAUGCCCGUCAAUUCAGGACCGAGGCAUAUCACUUCGUAAUAACGCUCACGAACUACGUCUUCCAGACUGGCAUUGCAGAACCGUGGGACGAGUUUGACACUUUUGUCCGAACAGUGGAGACCCGGUUGAAUGAGGAAGAUGUGGCGGGUGAGCUUGGGGUUCGAGUCACGGAAGGUGUCGCUUCGCUGCGCGAUACUCAUGAAAAGUGCCUCGACAGUAUUCUGUUUGCGCUUUUGCUCCGGAGGCGACAGCGCAAGAUCAUGGCUCUUAUAGAAGAGAUCUUCGACCACAUUCUCCUCUUCGCCAAGAUGCAGAACCCAAAUACUCAACAAGGUGAAGAAAGUUUCAAAGCUCUUUAUGCGAAGCUUAGAGGAAAGAUAAGGGUGUUCUUGAGUGUGUGCCGGGGCUUAACAGGCAAGCAAGGUUACGGCAAGGGAAGAGGCACCGCAGAGGAGAACUCCAUGGAGCGACUAGUAGUCGCAAUGGAGAUGAAUGGCUACCUUGCUUAA